Molecule: messenger RNA, 837 nt
Organism: Pochonia chlamydosporia 170
Lineage: Eukaryota; Fungi; Ascomycota; Sordariomycetes; Hypocreales; Clavicipitaceae
Exons: 1
Coding region: 1-837 (278 amino acids)
Source: RefSeq, a predicted model, not a curated record
AUGUCCUCUGAGGGAUCUCCAAAUGGCAUGGGCCACCGCCGCAGCUCCAUCACACAGGCGGCUCUCUCCAACCUCUUCCAACGAGGCCCGUCCAAUGCUUCGAAUGGUGGCAACAGUCAAAUGAACAGUUUUGAUCCUCAGAGACGGCGGUUAUCUGUUACUACAAUCGGCCUUUCAGGAACAUCCCCCACCAACCCGCCGAGUUUCAACAUGCGCCGCGGUAGCAUGUCCACCAACAACUCCGACUCCAUCGACGAAAGUGCAAUCGAAGAUGAGGACAUGCCCGGCGCCGCUAGAACCGCCCCGAAUACGCCCUUUGUCCGUAGGAUGAGCUUCGGUGCUUCAGCCAUGAGAGGAUACCGCCCUGGUGGCAAUAGCCCUGGCAAUGGUAAUAACCCAGCUUCUUCUCCCCCAUCAUCUCUCGGGCGAAGAACCUCGCAAAAUCAAGGCUCUGCGAUCGGUGCUGCUCUUUCUGCGGCCGGCCGUCGAGCCAGUACUGCGACGUCUUCUGCCGCAGCUGCACAGGCAAGCAACACCAUGCCUUCAAGAGCCCCUUCUGACAAUGCCAAUUCUCGUGCAGACCAGCAGGGCUUCAACUGGUCCGAGCAACUUAGGUCUCGAGCUGAGAGCUCCGUCUCCGGCGGUCCACGCCCUUCAUUUUCGCUAGCUUCCUCGCCACCAAGAGGAACAUCCCACCACGAUCGGGCCAAAUCCGUCUCCGACAUGAUGCAGCCGCCUGUCCAGGCUCCAGCACCUGCACAACCGCCCAGGCAAGAGCCGCGGAAACCAGACGCCUUUCAAGAGAGAAUUCUCAAAGGCGAUUUCUACAUGGAUUGA